Molecule: messenger RNA, 2105 nt
Organism: Telopea speciosissima
Lineage: Eukaryota; Viridiplantae; Streptophyta; Magnoliopsida; Proteales; Proteaceae
Product: TOM1-like protein 6
Exons: 10
Coding region: 55-2001 (648 amino acids)
Biological process (GO): protein transport to vacuole involved in ubiquitin-dependent protein catabolic process via the multivesicular body sorting pathway
Molecular function (GO): ubiquitin binding; phosphatidylinositol binding
Source: RefSeq, a predicted model, not a curated record
UUUUACGCUCUCUCUUUCUAAUUUUGUUUUCUUCGUCUUCGUUUGCGGAAGCAAAUGGCGCAGUUUUCCUUUUUCUCGUUAUUUAACAAACUCGAAGAAGCAGAGAUGAUGUCUUCUUCAGCUACGGUUCGAGUCGAUAAGGCGACUAGUGAUCUUCUGAUUGGUCCUGACUGGACUCUGAACAUGGAGAUAUGUGAUUUGAUCAAUUCUAGUCACUGGCAGGCGAAAGAUGUGGUGAAAGCUUUGAAGAAACGGUUGCAGCAUAAGAGCCCAAAAGUUCACCUUCUUGCUCUGACCCUCUUGGAGACCAUGAUAAAGAACUGUGGCGAUUAUGUGCACUUCCAAAUUGCUGAACGGAGUAUUCUACAGGAGAUGAUCAAAAUUACAAGGAAGAAGACAGAUACGCACGUCAGAGAUAAGAUCUUGGUGCUUCUAGACUCUUGGCAGGAAGCCUUUGGUGGGCCUGAGGGAAAAUAUCCUCAAUACUACUGGGCGUACGAAGAAUUAAGGCGUUCUGGAGUACAAUUUCCCCAGCGUUCCUCAAACAGCACUCCAAUAUUUACUCCUCCCAUUACACAUCCAACAUUUAGGCAUGCUCAGGCAGGUUAUGGAAUGCCUAGCGAUACUUCACGAAGGCUUGAUGAAGCAAUGGCAUCUGAAACUGAAAAUUUAAGUUCAUCAAACAUGGAUUCCAUGCGGAGUGUUAUGGACCUUUUGACUGACAUGCUACAUGCAUUGAACCCAAAUGACCAAGAGGCAGUUAAAGAUGAAGUGAUAGCUGAACUUGUCAAUCGGUGUCGCUCCAACCAGAAAAAGUUGAUACAGAUACUAAAUUCAACUGGAGAUGAGGAGCUCCUUGGAGAGGGUCUUGCAUUAAAUGACAGCUUACAAAGUCUGCUUGCGAAACAUGAUGCUCUAGCCUCUGGUUCACCCCUGCCUGCUGUAGUAAGAGACACCAAACCUACACCAACGGAAGAAAGAGACGCCAAUUCCAGACCAAAUGAAGCGAGGGACUCCAGCCCCCGACCAAAUGAAGCGAGAGAGUACCUCCCCCAGCCAAAUAUGAGCCCCUCUACGAUAUCUUCAGUAACAAGCUGCCAGGUCGAAGAUGAGGAAGAAGAGGAUGAUGACUUUGCUCAGCUAGCUCGCAGGCGUACAAAAAACAGGCCUAUGCCGUCUGAAGGCACAUCUGCUUGCAAUGGAGAAGGAUGUUCCAACGGUACAACCCUGUCUGCAGAAGAAGCCCUGAGUCCCAGCCCAAGCAAUGCGUUGGCUCUUCCAGACCCUCCUGCUCCAGUUCGGAUUACUACAAAAGAACAAGACAUGAUUGAUCUUCUGAGCAUCACCUUGUCAACAACCUCAAAUUCACCCUACCAGCCUCAAACACCUCUACCAGCUUUUGACCAGAACAUGCAUCAAGUUCCUGUUUCCCCUGAACCUGCAAUCCCUUCUAACCAAAAUAUGCAUCCGGUGCCACCCAGUUCACAAGGGUACCCAUAUGGUUUUCAGCCCUACCCUGGAAACCAAGGGCCGUUAUCUUACAACAGUUACAUUGUCCCUUGGGCCCAACCUCAACCUCAAGCUCAACCUCAACCACAAUAUCCCCAGUACUCAUCCAACUACCCUCCCCCACCCUGGGCAACAAGCCCCCCCAAUUCAAACCAGAGCCCGGUAUCGACUGCAGCUCCUUACAUGACUAUGACUCAUACCAAUGCAGCCAGUUCGAAUAUGCAAUUGCCCAUGGCUAGAUCUUUGCAGUACAAUUAUUCACUUCCCUCAAGAAGCAAUAAUGUUUCAACUAUUCACAAAGAAGCACAGGCAACCUACACUCCGAGGCUUGCACCCCCUCCAUCUGAUAACAAGACAUUUGUACCGACAUACAGAUUGUUUGAAGAACUUAAUGUUCUUGGGAGUGCAGACAAAGGGUUGAAGGGGGCAGACAGCAUGUCUCCUAGCAUGUCCAGUACAUCUGGCCAAGGAAUGGUGGGUGGAAGGAAGUGAAGCUCUUCUUUGUAUGAUAUUAUUGUACUUACCUAUGAAAAAUCUUAUAUGGACUUGGACAUGAUUUAUGAGAAACUGGUGUAUAUUUUACCUUUUGCUUGAAA